Molecule: messenger RNA, 1923 nt
Organism: Frieseomelitta varia
Lineage: Eukaryota; Metazoa; Arthropoda; Insecta; Hymenoptera; Apidae
Product: protein Wnt-11b-2-like
Exons: 5
Coding region: 750-1889 (379 amino acids)
Biological process (GO): neuron differentiation; cell fate commitment; multicellular organism development
Cellular component (GO): extracellular region
Molecular function (GO): frizzled binding; cytokine activity
Source: RefSeq, a predicted model, not a curated record
ACGCCACGGUGCGAAGGAACUUCCCCGAUAGGGAAACCGUAUCGGUCUCCUCGCAGAUCAUUCAGGAUACCGCGCGUUCGCGUCCGCUCUGCUGCCACCGCGAUUCAUCAUCAUCAUCAUCAUCAUCAUCAUCAUCAUCAUCCUCGAUCGUGAUCGAGACCGAGCGACAGUGGAUGGUCUAUCUCGCCUCGGUGAUUCGUUUCCCGUUAUCUUUGGCCAAGUGUGCGCGUUUUCACCGGCGGGGAGGAGGGAGGAGGACACCAGCCUAUCGUACGAAAAACUCGACGAUAAUUGGAACGCGCGAGCGUGAUCAAUCAGGAAACCACGCGUGUGUGAUUUCUAAGCCGUGUAUAUGUAAUUAAAGAAGAACGCGCGGUGUUCUUUUCGAUUUAUUUGCCCGUAAUGUAUCAACGAACGAGAUUUCGAACGGAUUGUUUGUCGUUCCUCGAGUUCUCAAGUCGACUCUGAGCAGAGUUCCUCUCGUUACGAGAGAGAAAGAGAGAGAGAGAGAGAGAGUAAUUGAUUUAAUUGUCGCACGGAGGAAGAAGAGCUUGUGAAUACUCUGUCGGAGAAUGGAUACGCCGAAGGUAACGCGAUUGUACGUGAAACGAUCUACCGAUCAUCGAGAGAAACGCAGUGGUCCCUGAAAGAGCGUGCGUGUCGAGUUGUUGAAAGAUUGGACAAUAAUCAAUGGACCAGAGGUACUGAUGCACGAGCCAGUGGAAAGAAUGCCGGUCUCUUAGAAUGUAAUGUGCACGAAGAUGACGGUAACGAAGAGAAGCGCUGCUAAAGCUUGGCUGAUCUUGUUCCUGUUGCUGAUUCACGAUGGCAGGUGCAUCAAGUGGUUGGCCCUCGGCCGUACCGGUGAUAGUUACUCAUGGACGAGGGAAGCUUGCACCAGCGCAAAAAGCUCCGGUCUUCUGGAGAGAAAGCAAGCGAGGGCGUGCAGAGCGGCGCCGGACGUGAUGCCCAGCCUGGUGCAAGCGGCGAGGGAUACGUCGACCGUGUGCCAGCAAGCAUUUCGACAUCGUAGGUGGAAUUGCAGCAGCAUCGAGCGUGCGCCAGAUUACACGCCUGAAUUACUUACCGGAACCAGAGAACAAGCAUUCGUGUACGCAAUGUCAGCGGCAGCUGCAGUUUGGAGGUUGGCGAGAGGAUGCGCUCUGGGUAGUCUCGCGGCGUGUUCCUGCGCCACUCCGCCACGUAGAGAGCCACUGUCACCGUCUGCCUUGAUUUCACCUUCAUCCUUCACCGCGACACCGGUCUCCUUCGGCACACUUUCCGCGAGAAAUUCGUUCAAAUGGGGUGGCUGCGGUGAUGACGUUCGAUCCGCGUCCAGAAUGGCCAAGAGGUUCCUCCAAGGUGCAACACCACCUGGCACCGGUGCAACCGCCAAGUUCAUGCACGCUGUUAACAUGCACAACAAUCGAGCGGGUCGAAGGGCAGUGGAACAAUCCUUGACCCUGGAAUGCAAAUGCCACGGAGUUUCCGGAUCGUGCAGCGUACGUACCUGUUGGAGAGGUCUUGGCUCUUCGGGGCCAGCAGCCGCAGGAAGUCGAUUGCUCCGAAGAUACGCAACUGCGGCGGAAGUUCGUCCGAGGUCAGGCGGCAGGUUACCACCCUUGUAUCAUCACGACAAUCUUCUGUACACCACGAAAAGCCCGGACUACUGUCUUCCUGACAAAAAGAGAGGGAGCUUGGGGACUGUUGGCAGACAGUGUAACGGCAGCAGUACCGGAUACGAAGGUUGCGAGUACCUGUGCUGCGGUCGAGGACACGUGACGAAAACGGAAGAGGUGUUGGAAAGAUGCGACUGCAAGUACAUCAGCUGCUGUUACGUGAAGUGCAAAACGUGCAGAAGAAUCAUGAAAACCUACGAGUGCAAAUGAAUGCGCGGAUUCGUAGAGAUCGUUUGAAUCAAAA